Messenger RNA from Penicillium subrubescens, 291 nucleotides. RefSeq names its product 40S ribosomal protein eS25. Bases 1 to 291 code for a protein of 96 amino acids. Gene Ontology annotation, molecular function: structural constituent of ribosome. NCBI's taxonomy places the organism in Eukaryota, Fungi, Ascomycota, Eurotiomycetes, Eurotiales, Aspergillaceae. Gene Ontology annotation, cellular component: cytosolic small ribosomal subunit. The record is from RefSeq and is a predicted model, not a curated record. The transcript has 4 exons.
AUGGCGCCCUCUGCAACCGGUGGCAAGAAGCAAAAGAAGAAGUGGUCCAAGGGCAAGGUCAAGGACAAGGCUCAGCACGCCGUUGUCUUCGAGAAGACCACCCUUGAGAAGCUCAACAAGGAUGUUCAGACCUACCGCCUGAUCACCGUUGCUACCCUCGUCGAUCGCCUGAAGAUCAACGGCUCCCUUGCCCGCAAGGCCCUUGCCGACCUCGAGGAGCAGGGUCAGAUCAAGAAGGUUGUCAGCCACUCCAAGCUGAACAUCUACACCCGCGCCGUCGCCGCCGAGUAA